This is a messenger RNA of Meloidogyne enterolobii, 729 nucleotides long. The record is from the annotation of a GenBank genome assembly. NCBI's taxonomy places the organism in Eukaryota, Metazoa, Nematoda, Chromadorea, Rhabditida, Meloidogynidae.
AUGGUAGAAAAUAGUCAAGAAAAUGAGUUGGUGGAAUUGCUAGAUGAUGCUUUAAAGGACUUUAAAACUUUACAAAAGACAACAGAUGAUGAUUUGGAUGAAUUUAUGCAAAAAAUUGAUGAUGAAGCAACAGAAAAAGCUGCACAAAAAUUUGAAGAAAUGUUAAAUCAAAUGGCUGACAAAAUGCAAACAGAAAAUCAAGUGAAUUCACCAUCUUCUAAUGUUCGGAAUUCAAAGAACAGUAAUUGGGAAAAUACAAAAUCUGUUUUUAAUGAUUUAUUAUUAAAUAAUGGAACGGAAAAUGAUGAUCGAAAAUUAGUUGAAGCAUUUGCAAAUUUGUCUUUUAAUCAGGGAAGUACAAAUGAUUUAAUGGAGUCAUUAAUUCAAACAGCUGUUUCUAAAGAUGUUAUGUAUGCUCCUUUAAAGGAAAUGCACUCAAAGUUUGGAAUAUAUUUGGAAACAAAAAAGGAUUCUCUUGAUUCAGAAUUGUUACGAAAUUACAAUGAACAAUUUAGGAUUUUAACUCUUCUUUUACAACUUUAUGCUGAAGAGGAAUCAUUGCCUUCUACCUCAACAUUAAAUGAAGAAACAAAAUCUGCAAAGGAAGCGCGUGCUACAUUAAUAGCUAAUUUAUGGAUUGAAAUGCAAAAUUAUGGCCUUCCACCACCAGAAAUUACUUCAGAAAAUAAUUCUGCCUCUUCAACUUUAAAUGAAUGCUCAAUUAUUUAA